CAACCUGCUGCGGAUGCGGCUGGCCCGACUCUCCAGCACUCCCAAGAAGACGGACCCAGACCCAGAGGUGCCCUCAGAGGGCAAGGCAGAGACCAAGCGUGGGGACUCAGAGUCCUCCACCAUUAGUGAGGAAGACUACUUCAGCAGCCAGAAGGGUGAGUUAGAGGACAGAAAGGCGACCGAUGCCACCACUCAAACAGAGCCAGGAGAGGAGACGCCUGUGCCCAGCAUGAGUGAGGUGGGAACACAAACCAGCACCAGCACAGUGUGUGCAGGCACCCAAACCGCAGUCGCCACCAGGGUAGCGAGCUCCCAAACCACGGUGUGUUCCAAGUCAACCACCACCCAGACCGAUGUGGAUGAGAACAUUCUCUUUCCUCAGGGAACCCAGUCUAAAGAAGAGUCACCACUAUCGAAAAUGUCCGUGUCGAGAUCUUCCAGUCUGAGGUCUUCAUCCUCUCUGUCUUCCCAGGGUUCCGGGGCAAGCUCCAUUGGCUCCCACACUUCCCUCAGAGCCACUGCCUUCCACAGCCCCGGAUAUCCCAAGUACUUGGGCACCCCCUGCUUGGAUCUGUGCUUAAGUGACUCGUUUAGAAACUUGAAUAAAGAGCGGCAGUUUCACCUCACUGGUGUCAGGUCCCGCCUCAACCACAUGCUGGCCAUGCUCUCAAGGAGAACAUUCUUUACUGACAACCACCUUGGCUUUAAUCCUGGAAAUUUUACCAGAGCAUCAGCUAAUUUGCUUGUUAUUAGAGACACAGCACUUUAUCCUUCCUAUCAGUGACUGCUCAGUGUUCAGGCUCCUGGUUUCAGCCAGACUUGCAGUAGACAUCAUCAGAGCUUCCUGCUUUAUAAAGUAUCACAUGUCCCCAAUUGCCUUUCUUUCACCUAACUUUCAGUCACCUGGUCUGUCUUUGAAUUCUAUAAGCUGCAUAUUAUUUUACAUGCUUUUAUUUUAUUUUUGUCAUAUACAGACCAGGUAUUGGUUUUAUGGCUUAAACACUAUGGGUACAGUUUUUUGCACAUUUUUAAUAUUGAGAUGAUUAAAGAGAAUAUUUAGGUGUUCUAAGGUUAAUUCAGUAAGAGAUAAAAUAUGUUUUGUAUUUUUCUUGAUUUGCAUGCUCCUUUGUUUUAGAGGUUUGAAUGACCAGUGUUUUUAUGAUCAAAAUCCUAUUUAGAAAAACUUCCUUAAUUGCAUAUCUCUUUAGAGUAUCUAUGUUCUUAGCAUUAAAUUGAUAUAGACAACUUUU
Molecule: messenger RNA, 1250 nt
Organism: Galeopterus variegatus (Sunda flying lemur)
Lineage: Eukaryota; Metazoa; Chordata; Mammalia; Dermoptera; Cynocephalidae
Product: protein FAM83D-like
Exons: 1
Coding region: 14-784 (256 amino acids)
Source: RefSeq, a predicted model, not a curated record